Lactuca saligna is the source of this 825-nucleotide messenger RNA. The record is from the annotation of a GenBank genome assembly. NCBI's taxonomy places the organism in Eukaryota, Viridiplantae, Streptophyta, Magnoliopsida, Asterales, Asteraceae.
AUGGGUGAAAAUGUCAUGCAAGAAGGUUAUAAUAUGGGUGAAAGUGUGGUUCAACAAGUUCCAGUUGUAGAAGUUCCUACUAUUGUAGAAGAAGGAGGUACUAGUCAUACAAUUGUGAUGCAAGGUAGUGACACUUUUGGGCAAGUAGGAUCCAGUAUUGGUUGGAAACUUAAAUCAAUAAAUGAUGAAAUUGAACAAGGUAUUGAUGCAAUUUUACAAUGGGGUAACUUCACAAACUCUAGUCCACUUAAGGAUGAUAAUGUGGUGGACGAUAACAAGGUAAUUGAGUUUAUUGAGGGCAAACAUGAGGCUAUUCUCCCAGAGAAUAUACAAUUAGGGCUUUUAGACAUUGCUAAUAUGCUAGAAGCUGGUUAUAGCAUGAUAGAAAUAGAAGCUAUACCAGGGGUACAAGUGGAAUUGGAUGAUUCCCCACCAGUUGAACUGGAUGUAAAUGAUUUCAUUGAUGGUCAUCACUCUGAUGAUGGUGUUGGUUUGGAUGAUAGAUAUAAAGGUGUUGGAGAUGAAGCUAUUGGUGAUGGUGCUGGACCUGAAGGUGAUGGUGAUGGACCUGGAGAUGAAGAUAUUGGUGAUAGUGAUGAAGAAGGUCAUGGUCUUGGAGAUGUUGAUGAUGGUGAUGGACCUGAAGGUGGUGUUGAGGAAUUGGUAACGAUGAGGGAAAUCAGGGUGAUGAUGGAGGACAUGAGGAAAUCUUCGAGAUUAAAGCUCUUCAACCUACGUUUGGUUUCUCGAACUAUUCUUGGUGUUCAAUCUCAAGAACAAUCUCAGGUUUUACCUUGUGGUCAAAGCUGUAAUUUUGCAGCUUAA